CGUAACUAUCGUGUUGUAUUGCUGUGAGGCAAGCGCGUCGCAAUGUUAGUGUAUUUGUUUGCCCCUACGAAUAUAUGAUUUUAUGUUACACCUUGUGCUUGAUAACAGUCUUCCUUGGCACAAGUACUACCGUACAGGCCACCUUUUAUAGUUCUAUUACAAUCAAGUGCAGCAGUGUCGCAUGAACACCGUGAUAUGUCUGUUUCACUACGAUAGUUCCCAAAGGUCGAGAACAGUGGUGUAGGUAAACGGCUGUACGGGAGCUUUUGCGACGGAAAAAUGUAUCAUAAGGGAGGCGGAGGACGGCCGAGAGGCUUCGGCUUUGAAGGCUUCAACGUCGCAGCCAAGAAAUCUGACCCUCAGCUCGGCCAAAGUGCUUUGCCGCCAGAAAGCACCCCUUCGCCAUCGUUACCUGUGAUUAAUAGACGUGGCUAUACAGGACUGACGACCAUCACGCAAAAUGCUAUGGACAUUAACUACGGAAACCUUCGAAAGCGGCCAAAGACUGAAGAGGAGUACUUCGACCAAGACGACGAGGAUGACAAAAAGGGGCAACUGGCCUACCAGCCAGCCCCUGGAAGCCCCUCCUGGAACGAAAGCUGCGGCAACAGAAAUCAGCACUCUUCGGACAGCGAGGAAGAUCCUCUGGAUGCCUUUAUGGCGGGCAUUGAGAAAAAGCUCAAAAGUGACAGUGCAAAGCCAAUUCGAGGGGGCAGAGAGAAAGAUAUAACAAAAGAGAAGGACACAAAGGGUGUACGUGACGACAUUGAGAAUGAGGACGAUGAAGAGUCGUACUACAGGUACGUUGAAGAAAACCCAAAUGCCGCCGCUGCUGACGACACCAGUGAUGUUGAGAUCGAGUACGACGAAGAUGGUAAUCCAAUUGCUCCCCUCAAGUCCAAAUACAUUGACCCUUUGCCACCGAUUGACCACUCUCAAAUCGAGUACAAAGAGUUCUCUAAGAACUUCUUUGACGAGCCAGAGGACAUCGCACGGCUGACAGCAGCUGAGGUUGAGGACCUUCGGCAAAAGCUUGGCGUGAAGGUCACGGGUGCGUGUGCCCCAAAGCCCAUCACCAGCUUCGCUCAUUUUGGCUUUGACGAGCAGCUCAUGAAAGCGAUACGAAAGUCUGAAUACGUACAGCCGUCACCCAUACAAGCACAGGGUGUACCAAUAGCACUGAGUGGACGAGACAUGAUAGGCAUUGCAAAGACUGGUUCUGGCAAGACUGCAGCAUUCAUCUGGCCCAUGCUUGUUCACAUUAUGGAUCAACGAGAACUUCUGCCAGGCGAAGGACCUAUAGGGUUGAUCUUGGCCCCCACAAGAGAGCUGGCGCAACAGAUAUACCUGGAGGCCAAGCGCUUCGGGAAGGUGUACAACAUAACAGCAGUAUGCUGUUUUGGAGGUGGCAGCAAGUGGGAGCAAUCAAAAGCGCUCGAAGAAGGAGCUGAAAUUGUAGUUGCUACUCCAGGUCGCAUGAUCGAUAUGAUCAAGAUGAAAGCCACCAACUUGGAACGAGUCACGAUGCUCGUUCUUGACGAGGCAGACCGGAUGUUUGAUAUGGGAUUUGAACCCCAGGUACGGUCAAUCUGUGAUCAUGUGAGACCAGACAGGCAAACGCUCAUGUUCAGCGCAACGUUCAAAAAGAAAGUGGAGCGCCUCGCGCGUCAUGCUCUAACAGACCCCAUCCGGGUAGUCCAGGGGGAUAUCGGAGAGGCAAACGAGGAUGUUAUGCAGCUGGUGUUGGUUAUGCCACCAGGAUCUGCAAAGUGGACCUGGCUCACCAGCAAGCUGGUUGAGCUCACUUCAGUGGGAAGUGUGCUGAUAUUUGUCACCAAAAAGGCCAACGCAGAGGAGCUAGCGACAAAUCUCAAGACUAAAGAUCACAGAGUGGGACUGUUGCACGGUGACAUGGACCAGAACGAUCGUACCAAAGUUAUCGCGUCCUUCAAGAGAAAAGAGUUUCCCAUUUUAGUUGCAACUGAUGUUGCAGCACGAGGUCUUGACAUACCCCAUGUAAAGACCGUCGUCAAUUACGACAUUGCUCGUGACAUCGACACUCACACCCAUCGCAUUGGUCGAACUGGACGAGCAGGUGAGAAGGGUCUGGCGUACACUCUUAUCACAGAGAAGGAGAAAGAGUUCGCGGGCCAUCUUGUCCGAAACCUGGAAGGAGCCAAUCAGGGCGUACCUUCUGCACUCAUGGACCUCGCUAUGCAAAGCUCCUGGUUCAGAAAGUCCCGUUUCAAACAAGAGAAGGGCAAGAAACUCAACAUUGGCGGUCAUGGUCUCGGCUUUAGGAUACGUGAACGGCCAGGUCUUGGAGCUCCUCCACCGCAGUCUCGUACUCAGGGCCCACUUGCUGGAAUGGGUAGCUACGCGGCUAGUGUCCUUUCCGCGCCUCAGUUUGUCGCGUCCUCGGACAAGGGAAGCGCCUGCUCUGCUCCUCAGCCAUCUGCAAAGACCACUCCAGGCCCACAGUCCGAUCGUCUAUCAGCCAUGCGAGCUGCCUUCCAAUCUCAGUACAAAUCCCAGUUUCAAGCUGCAACCGACACGUCCUGGCUGAAGAAGCAGAGAGUGCCGGAUCCACCAUCGGAUCCCAGGCCGGACCUGACGGAAUCUGCGGGAUCGAAGCGACGCAAAAAGUCGCGGUGGGACGUCUAACGGAUGCGCGGUGGUCUGGCGUCCGCGUUUGUUGCUCUGUGUCUGCACAUUUCAUUGCGGCGGCCAAAGUGUGUGCACUACUUUACUUAGAAAGUAGUGUGCUGUAAUAUUAAAUGUAUAAUGAAGAA
Ornithodoros turicata is the source of this 2792-nucleotide messenger RNA. RefSeq names its product ATP-dependent RNA helicase DDX42-like. Lineage: Eukaryota; Metazoa; Arthropoda; Arachnida; Ixodida; Argasidae. The coding region runs from base 280 to 2664 and encodes 794 amino acids. Gene Ontology annotation, molecular function: RNA helicase activity; ATP binding; RNA binding. The transcript has 18 exons. The record is from RefSeq and is a predicted model, not a curated record.